AUGUCGACGAUCUGCAUAAUCCAACCUAAUCCGGACGUAACUGGCACGGGGAUUCGAAUUUCUAUUUAUGUCCUUGCACUGGGAGGUCGGAUAGCGGAGUUUAUUGCAUCCCAAAUAGGCGACCACGAAGACGCCAAAGAGCUCAAAGUAGCUGUAGAUUCAACCCUAAGCGUCCAAGGACUUGCCGUGCUCUUCACAGCAGUAAUACAAACUUUUCUCAACAAAUUGACCCUUUUCCAUGCAAUCUGCAGUAUUCAUUUGCUCGCCCUGCUCGGCAUCAGCCUCCCCCGCCAAGUCAAAUACGAAAAUGUCGGCCCACUGAGGCUUUAUGUCUGGAUUGGAAUCAAGGUCUCUGCUGGCUGUGUAUUUAUCGUUUUUGCCACCUAUAUUUGGGCUACAGCAAAGACAUUCGGCGUCCAGCCAGAGUGUAAUGCAAGUACUGUCUACGUGGUAUUUGGAAUCAGCAUCCCCGCUACUUCGACAGCACUGCGGUGGGUUAUGGUAGGCACACUCGCGUUGACUGCGCUUGGGACAUUGAUUGGCGUAAUAAUGAUGAUUAGCUUUUCUGCGUUUUUCAUGUGGCAAGCGAGAAGACAUCCGAAUGAUUGGGAGACAUUUCGGUACCGCGAACAAAGACCAAUAGAAGCAAAGAGCAAGAUAGAACAGUGGAUGGGAAUGAUUAAUACUUCCAGUGUUAAUAUUUAUGCCAUGGUAUCGUUAGAACAAACGAUAGCGAGGAAUAAUAUCGGUCCGGGAGAAAAGGACUGGACGUUUGGACAGAUCAUUGCCAUAUUUAUGUUGGUGGGCGUGGUGAAUGAAGGCGUCAAUUUUGGGCUUGCAUAUUUGGAUAGAUUGAAGAGAGAGGGGAGACAUGGCGACUGA
Molecule: messenger RNA, 882 nt
Organism: Talaromyces proteolyticus
Lineage: Eukaryota; Fungi; Ascomycota; Eurotiomycetes; Eurotiales; Trichocomaceae
Exons: 2
Coding region: 1-882 (293 amino acids)
Source: RefSeq, a predicted model, not a curated record